Molecule: messenger RNA, 3191 nt
Organism: Trichoplusia ni (cabbage looper)
Lineage: Eukaryota; Metazoa; Arthropoda; Insecta; Lepidoptera; Noctuidae
Product: zinc finger CCCH domain-containing protein 13-like
Exons: 9
Coding region: 83-3151 (1022 amino acids)
Cellular component (GO): RNA N6-methyladenosine methyltransferase complex
Molecular function (GO): metal ion binding
Source: RefSeq, a predicted model, not a curated record
CAAUGGCGGCGGUAUUAGCGCCGGUGGAUAUGUGUAUUUUUAAUCGCUUUUAGCUGUGCGAGACCAAUGUUUUUCCUCUAUAAUGUCAAAACAAGGAAAAAGAAAAAUUACUGUCGAAUUACCGAAAUCCAAAGAUCUAGCUAACAGGCCAAGUGUGUUUGAGCGCCUCGGUACUAAGAAAUCAAGCGCUAAAAAAACAACUGAACAUUGUAGACAGUGGGCACAAAACGGGAGCUGUGCUUACGGUAAAAGUUGUAAAUUUGCAUCAACUCAUACGUUAAUAAGUCCGUCGAAACAGCGCGCAGCAAACAAAGAUAGUGAACACAAACGUGCCGUGAAAGAUGACCCUAAAAGUAGGCUUCAUUCAACCGUGGUCGUGCGAUCAGGUCGUAGUCCAGACGGUGAAAUCGACAAUUGGGAUCAAAAUGACCUAGAAUACGCAGACACAGACGUCCUUGAAAAAAGGCGACAACAACUGCAAAGGGAGUUAGAGUUGCAAAUGAAAAUGGACUCCAACAAAGACAUACGUAAAGAAAAAAAGAAAACCAUGUCAAGCACUUCCUCAUCACGCAGUUCUAGUUCUUCCAGUGUCUCGUCAUCAUCUUCAGACAAUAGCUCAUCGUCAUCGUCAUCUGGCAGAGAAGCAAGGCGAAAAGCAAAGAAAGGAAAGUUAAAAAGAAAUUCAAGUUCUUCAUCAGAUGGAGAUGCACCUUCUAAAAAGAAAUUUGUCAAAACUGAUAAUUUAAAAAGAGAUAAAAGUGAACCUAAAAAAACAGGUGUAAAAAAAGAUGACAGAGCCUUGAAGAAACAAGAUGCUAUGAAAAAGAAACCUGUUACAAAAACUACCAUUGGAAAAAAAUCAUUAUCACCAGGCAAAAAAUCUGGUGGGACUCCACCAAUUACAUCUAAAAGUGUUAAUAAAAGUAGUGUAAAACAUGGUAAGUCACCUCCAAGAAGAGAUAGAAACAGGAGUGCAUCCCCUCAUAGAGAUAAAGAGAGAGAUAGAACAAAAGAAAAAGAAAGAGAGAAGGACAGAGAAAAGGAACGUGAAAAAGAAAGAGAACGGACUAGAGUUCGAAGCAGAUCCCCUAGAAAAGGUAGGUCUAGGUCUCCACGACAGCAUGCUUCUCAUUCAAAAGAUGUUCGCAAAAAAGAGAGUUCCGAACGUAGCAGACCAGUAUCACCUAAAAAAGCAGCUCGUAGAGAUGCUAGUGCAGAAAGGCAUAGAAAAAGAUCUGCUAGCCGAGAAAGAGAUAGAGGUCGUGAUCAUAAAGAUCGAUCAAUGGAGAGGCGAAAGGAUAAACAUGAUGAUAAAGAUAGACAUGAUAGGAAAGACAGGGGUGGUCGGGACAGAAAUAAAGAUAGUAAAAGGGAUGACAGUAAAAGAAGAGGGCGUGAAAGGGGCUUGGGUGGCAGAGGAGCUGCUAAUAAGGGAUUAGAAAAGCCAAACAAGCCUAUGGAACGACUUCUUCCUAGACCUGAGGAGCGUUUAGCAGCACUUGCUGCUAUUUCUAACAGAGCUCUUGAUAUUGAUAAAAAUUCGUCAACUUCAAAAGACCGACAGGACUCACAUUCUGAAAGGGGUGGUCGUAAACAAGAUAGGCUCGAAAGAGAUCGCUCUACAAAAAGGGAUAGAAUGGAUAGCAUGGACAGAGAUCAAGGUGAAUAUGAUAUGGGUUUAGAUCGUCAGUAUGACAAUGAUCGCAACUUAGAUCAUUAUGACAGAGUAGAUGAUCGUUAUGAUGAUGUUCCCAGAGAAGAAGACAGAUCUCCAGGUUAUAUACAGGGAAGGGAACGACAUUAUGACUCAAGUUAUGAAAUGUCAGGUCCCCCAAGGGGAUAUCCUGAAGAUGAUGAAAGGUUAUAUGGUGAACAUAUGGGAGAUCAUAGAGGUGUUGAUAUGGGUUAUGAUGACCGCCGUCCACAUCGCGAUCGCUCUUGGGAAAGGCGUUCAGGUUCCAUGGAUCGUGAGCGGGGAUAUCUACAUCCUCACAAAGAAUGGGACAAUGACGAUUAUCGUUCAGGAGACUGGGGUAGAGAAAGACACUGGUCAAUGCAUGAGUCACAGAUGAACGAGUGGGGUGAUAAAGAACCAGAUGUGGAUGCUUGGCAUCAUAGAGGUCAUCCUUCUGGACCUCACCGGGGGCGGAUGCAUGAUGAUUAUGGACGAGGAAUGAGAAUGGAUCUUCUUCGAGGUGAGGGUGGUAAACGACGUGGUCCUCGGAAUGAGCCUGAGCAAACUGUAAAGGAAGCACCACCUUCAACACAAACAACAUCCUCAGUACCACCACGUUCAGAGGCUGAAGUUGAUGAUAAACCAAUACCUGAUGAUCUAAGUGAAAUCAGUGAUGAUCCUGAUGAUAUACUGAACAGAGAAGAUAUGACUGAUCAAGUUAUGGAUGAAGAAAGUCAAUCUGCUUUACCAAAUGAUGAAAAUGUAUCUAAACCAGAUGGCUCUGAAAAGGAGUCGACACAAGAUACAAGUGGUGCAGGUGAAGAAAGAGAAUCACAGGAUGCUAAGGAUGAGGAAGAUGUUGCUAAUUUAGACUUUGAAGAGAUAUCUGAUGGCGAACUGGAAGAGGAACGUACAAGAGCUGGACUAGGUGACGCUCUAGGAGUAGACUGGGCCAGUUUAGUAGCAGAUGUUCGUCGACGAGAGCAAACUAGCGUGUCUUCCGGCGGCGCACGUGAACGCUGGAGACCCGAGCGAGUUCUUGCACGCCUUGGACUUUCUAUAAAUAUGGCUGGAAAGGAAAUAGUACAAGAUGUCAUUGAGAAAAAUGCCGAAAGCUUACACACAGAAAAGAAAAAUGCCCAAGCAACAGAAAAUCCAGAUCAGAAAGAUAUUGUUGAACAAAAUGGUAUUCAUGAGAAUGAAGAAAAGCCUGAGAAUGUACCUGACAUAUCGACAUUACACCCAGUGGCAGCUAUUCAGGUGGCUGUACAAAAGAGAAAGCGUCAGCGCGCUGUAUUGUUUGGAUCUGGUUGUGAAAUAACUCGAGGACUUAGUGCAAGAAGAGAUCUAGCUUUGCGGCGAUAUUUGUGUCAUUUACCCACUGCUGAAAGAAUGGGACAGUCACGUGUGACACCACAGCCUUCACUAUUUCAUGCUGCUAGAUCUCUCUUAAUGCAUGCUCCUGUCACAGGCUGACACUAAAAUUAAAACCAAUUCCAGUGUUUGGUAUACAAAA